Molecule: messenger RNA, 5687 nt
Organism: Puma concolor (puma)
Lineage: Eukaryota; Metazoa; Chordata; Mammalia; Carnivora; Felidae
Source: RefSeq, a predicted model, not a curated record
AUGUCACGAUGGCUGUGGCCAUGGUCGAACUGUGUAAAAGAGCGGGUAUGCCGCUACUUGCUGCACCACUACUUGGGUCACUUCUUCCAGGAGCACCUCAGCCUGGACCAGCUCAGCCUCGAUUUGUACAAGGGCAGCGUUGCCCUGCGGGAUAUCCACUUGGAGAUCUGGUCUGUGAACGAAGUGCUGGAGUCCAUAGAAUCACCCUUGGAGCUGGUGGAAGGCUUUGUGGGCUCUAUCGAGGUGGCCGUGCCUUGGGCUGCGCUGCUCACCGACCACUGCACCGUGCGUGUGUCAGGACUCCAGCUCACUCUGCAGCCCCGCCGGGGCCCAGGGCCAGGGGCUGCUGACUCACAGAGCUGGGCCUCCUGCAUGACCACGAGCCUACAGCUGGCUCAGGAGUGCCUUCGGGAUGGGCUGCCCGAGCCCUCUGAGCCACCACAGCCCCUGGAGGGACUGGAAAUGUUUGCCCAGACCAUUGAGACUGUGCUACGAAGGAUCAAGGUGACCUUCCUGGACACUGUGGUGAGGGUGGAACACUCACCAGGUGAUGGGGAGCAUGGCGUGGCGGUGGAAGUCCACGUGCAGAGACUGGAGUACUGUGACGAGGCAGUGCGGGACCCAAGCCAGGCCCCCCCAGUGGACGUGCACCAGCCCCCUGCCUUCCUGCACAAGCUGUUGCAGCUGGCGGGGGUCCGCCUACACUUCGAGGAGCUCCCCCCACAGGAGGAACCCCCGAAACCCCCCUUGCAGAUUGGCAGCUGCUCAGGGUAUAUGGAGUUGACAAUGAAAUUGAAGCAGAAUGAGGCCUUCCCAGGCCCCAAGCUGGAAGUGUCUGGACAGCUGGGCUCCCUGCACCUGCUCCUGACCCCUCGGCAGCUCCAGCGGCUUCAAGAACUGUUCAGUGCCAUGAGCCUUGCAGACCCCGAGGGCCUGGUGGACAAGCUGAACAAGAGCCGCCCGCUAGGUGCCGAAGACCUGUGGCUGAUUGAGCAGGACCUGAAUGAGCAGCUUCGGGCAGGGGCUGUGGCUGAGCCCCUCAGCCCAGAACCCCUUGCCAGCCCUCUUGUCAACCUGGACAACACUGACCUCUUCUUCUCCAUGGCGGGCCUCACAAGCAGUGUGGCCUCAGCCCUCUCCGAGCUCUCCCUCUCCGAUGUAGACCUAGGAUCUUCAGUGCACAGCGACAUGGCCCCCCGCCGGCUGUCUGCUCAUGCCCACCCAACUGGCAAGACGGCCCCCACACCCCUCCCGGACACCCUGCGCCCUGACUCGCUGCUAAAGAUGACCCUGGGGGGCAUGACUCUGACCUUGCUUCAGACAUCUGCCCCAUCUUCUGGACCACCUGACCUCAGUACCCACUUUUUUUCGGAGUUUGAUGCCACCAAGGAUGGGCCCUUCGGCUCCCGUGACUUCCACCAUCUCCGACCGCGCUUCCAGAGGGCCUGUCCCUGUAGCCACGUCCGGCUAACGGGUACAGCUGUGCAGCUGUCCUGGGAGCUGCGGACAGGCAGGGGCCGGCGGACUACCAGCACACAGGUGCACUUUGGGCAGCUCGAGGUGCUGGAGUGUCUGUGGCCCAGGGGCGCUUUCGAGCCUGAGUACACGGAGAUCCUGAGCUUCCCCGGCAGCCUGGGUUCCCAGGCCUCAGCUCGGCCCUGUGCCCACCUGCGUCAUACGCAGACUCUACGCCGUGUGUCCAAGAGCCGACCCCGGCGCCCAGCCGCCUGCCAUUGCCACUCAGAACUGGCCCUGGACCUAGCUGACUUCCAGGCAGAUGUGGAGCUGGGGGCCCUGGACCGGCUUGCUGCCCUGCUGCGCCUGGCCACCAUACCCCCUCCCGAACCACCUGCUGGCCUCCUGACGGAACCCCCACCAGCUGCCGAGCAGCAGACAGUGGUGCGGUUGUCAGCACCCCAGGCCACGCUGCGGCUGCGCUUCCCCAUUGCUGACCUGCGGCCCGAGCGGGACCCCUGGGCAGGCCGAGCUGUGCGGGCUGAGCAGCUGCGGCUGGAGCUGAGUGAGCCCCAGUUCCGGUCAGAGUUGAGCAGUGGUCCUGGUCCGCCCAUCCCCACCCGCCUGGAACUUACCUGCUCCGACCUUCACGGCACCUACGAAGACGGAGAGAAGCCACCCAUCCCCUGCCUGCGGGUCUCCAAAGCCCUGGAUCCCAAGAGCCCUGGGCACAAAUACUUCCUGCCCCAGGUGGUGGUGACCCUGAACCCCCAGCUCAGCAGUGCACAGUGGGAGGUGACCCCCGAGAAGGGAGAGGAGCUGGAGCUGUCGGCUGAGAGUCCAUGUGAGCUGCGGGAACCUGAGCCCUCGCCGUUUUCCUCCAAGAGGACCAUGUAUGAGACAGAGGAGAUGGUGAUUCCCGGAGACCCCGAGGAGAUGAAAACCUUCCAGAGCCGGGCCCUGGCACUAUCACGCUGCAGCCUUGAAGUGGUCCUGCCCAGUGCCCAUAUCUUCCUGCCCAGCAAGGAGGCCUAUGAGAGCCUCUAUAACAGGAUCAACAACGACCUACUCAUGUGGGAGCCUGCGGACCUGCUUCCCACCCCUGACCCCACUGCUCAUCCCCCUGGCUUCCCCGGCCCCUCAGGCUGCUGGCAUGCCAACUUCAAGAUGUGCAAAUCGGCCUUCAAGCUGGCCCUCCCAGGUCUCCUUCCCACUUGGCUCUUUGAUCUCACCCCAGACUCUGAUUCGGAUGAGGAGGAUGCCCACUUCUUCUCAGUAGGGGCAUCAGGCGCCCCCCAGCCCCCUGCCCCUGAGUCCCCAGGUCCUCGCUCCCAGAGUACCUUCUCUACACUGGUGACGGUGCUGAAAGGUCGGAUCACAGCCCUUUGUGAGACCAAGGAUGAGGUUGGGAGGAGGCUAGAGACCUCACACGGGGAACUGGUGUUGGAUGUGGAGCAAGGCACCAUCUUCAGUGUCUCCCAGUACCGGGGCCAGCCAGGACUCGGCUACUUCUGCCUGGAAGCCGAGAAGGCGAAGCUCUAUCACCGAGCGGCUGUGGCUGACCGCCUGCUGCCCAGUCGCCUGGAGCCGCCCAGCUUUGCUCCUCCGGCCCAGCUGGCCCCAGCCAUCUACCCGUCAGAGGAAGGCGUGACCGAGCGGGGAGCCUCGGGCCACACGGGCCAGGGCCGGGGCCCCCACAUGCUGUCCACUGCUGUGCGCAUCCACCUGGACCCCCACAAGAACGUCAAGGAAUUCCUGGUAACACUGAGGCUCCACAGAGCCACCCUGCGCCACUUCAUGGCCUUACCGGAGCAGAGUUGGCACUCCCAGCUGUUGGAGUUCUUAGAUGUGCUUGAUGACCCAGUGCUGGGUUACCUGCCCCCAACGGUCAUUACUGUCCUACACACUCACCUGUUCUCCUGCGCCGUGGACUACAGGCCCCUCUACCUCCCUGUGCGCGUCCUUGUCACCGCUGAGACCUUCACGCUCUCCAGCAACAUCAUCAUGGACACCUCCACCUUCCUACUCAGGUAUGCGCCACCCCCACCCAGCUCACUUUACAUCCCACUCCAAACUGGGCUGCAGCUGCUACUCCCCUGGCCCCGAGAUGGGGAGCCCGUGGUGACACAGCUGCAUCCGGGCCCCAUCAUCGUGCAGGACGGGUACUUCUCACGGCCGCUGGGCAGCACAGACCUGCUCCGGGCACCUGCCCACUUCCCUGUGCCCAGCAGCCGUGUGGUGCUACGUGAGGUCUCCCUCGUCUGGCACCUCUAUGGAGGCCGAGACUUUGGCCCCCACCCUGGCCACAGGGCAAGAGGCGGCUUCAUGAGCUCCAGGGGCUCCCCUUCUCGCUGCUCUGGCCCCAACCGGCCCCAGAACUCUUGGCGGACGCAGGGGGGCAGUGGGAGGCAGCACCAUGUCCUCAUGGAGAUCCAGCUCAGCAAGGUAAGCUUCCAGCACGAGGUGUACCCAGCGGAGCCGGCCCCCGGCCCCGCGGCCCCCGGCCAGGAGCUAGAGGAGCGGCCACUGUCCCGCCAGGUGUUCAUUGUUCAGGAGCUUGAGGUCCGAGACCGGCUCGCCUCCUCCCAGAUCAACAAGUUCCUGUACCUGCACACGAGUGAGCGGAUGCCACGUCGCGCCCACUCCAACAUGCUCACCAUCAAAGCGCUGCACGUGGCCCCCACGACCAACCUGGGUGGGCCCGAGUGCUGUCUCCGUGUCUCGCUGAUGCCCCUGCGGCUCAACGUGGACCAGGAUGCCCUGCUCUUCCUCAAGGACUUCUUCACCAGCCUGGCGGCUGGCAUCAAUCCUAUGGUUUCGGUGGAGACGUCCACUGAGGCUCGCCCUGAGACCCGAGUCCAGCCCAGCAGCCUCCAGGAAGGCCAGGCUGAGGACACAGAGACGCCUGGCUCCCGGGAGACCACAGGCAGUGGACACCGCUCCUCUGCCGAGCAGCAGCCUAUCUACUUCAGGGAGUUCCGCUUCACGUCUGAGGUGCCUAUCUGGUUAGAUUACCAUGGCAAGCACGUCACCAUGGACCAGGUGGGCACUUUCGCUGGCCUCCUCAUUGGCCUGGCCCAGCUCAACUGCUCUGAGCUGAAGCUGAAGCGGCUUUGUUGCCGACACGGGCUCCUGGGUGUGGACAAGGUGCUAGGCUAUGCUCUCAACGAGUGGCUGCAGGACAUCCGCAAGAACCAGCUUCCUGGCCUGCUGGGGGGCGUAGGCCCCAUGCACUCAGUUGUCCAGCUCUUCCAAGGGUUCCGGGACCUGCUCUGGCUGCCCAUCGAGCAGUACAGAAAGGAUGGGCGCCUCAUGCGGGGGCUGCAGCGGGGGGCUGCCUCUUUUGGCUCCUCCACGGCUUCCGCCGCCCUGGAACUCAGCAACCGGCUGGUGCAGGCUAUCCAGGCCACAGCUGAGACGGUGUAUGACAUCCUGUCCCCUGCAGCACCCAUCCCCCGCUCCCUGCAGGACAAGCGCUCCGUCAGGAGGCUACGAAAGGGCCACCAGCCCGCCGACCUCCGGGAGGGUGUGGCCAAGGCCUAUGACACAGUUCGAGAGGGCAUCCUGGACACGGCUCAGACCAUCUGUGAUGUGGCAUCCCGGGGCCAUGAGCAGAAGGGGCUGACGGGCGCCGUGGGGGGCGUGAUCCGCCAGCUGCCCCCAACUGUGGUGAAGCCCCUCAUUCUAGCCACGGAAGCCACGUCCAGCCUGCUCGGGGGGAUGCGAAACCAGAUCCUUCCCGACGCACAUAAGGACCAUGCUCUCAAGUGGCGUUCGGAUGAAGGCCAGGACUGAGUGUCGGGGGCCCAGGACCCAGGGGCACUGCUGCCCACCUCGCGCAGCCAGCCCCAGUGGCAUCUUGGUCCCUGCACCUCCCCAGAUCUUCGGCCCACAGCUGGGCGGGCCCUCGGGGGAAGGGCCUGGAAGGACCCUUCCUGGCCCACCCUGCCAGUCGCUGUGAGAAUGAGGCCUCCCUGCCUGGGGCCUCGGCCCUGUCUCUGCACUUUUCCUCUGGGGAGAAAGGACGCUGCCUCCACUACUACCUGGGCCCACACUGCCGCCUUGUCCCAGAAUAGGAGGCAUUUGGACCCUCAGACCCCAGCCCCACUCAGCCAAGUAUCUUUCUAUGUCUGGGGGGAGGUGGGGGACAGACCCUGUGUGGUUCAAUGUAUUUUUAAGCUCCUUGAGCGUGUGGGUCAGUGUCUGCAUGAAGUGGAAUAAACUGCCCACCG